Molecule: messenger RNA, 4073 nt
Organism: Cydia pomonella (codling moth)
Lineage: Eukaryota; Metazoa; Arthropoda; Insecta; Lepidoptera; Tortricidae
Exons: 10
Coding region: 1379-3151 (590 amino acids)
Source: RefSeq, a predicted model, not a curated record
GGUGGGUGAUGGAGAUGCACUUUAUAAAAAUUAAGUUGCGUUUCGUUUAUCAAUCAUUUACUUUUUAUUUUUAAAUCGCGGCAUUAUACUUAGACAUUUAUGGACCAUAGGAAAGAAGAAUGGAAGAAGAAGAAGAAUGUUGUUUUUUAAUAAAGAAAUUUAAAUUUUUAAUUUUUUAUUAUAUAAGAAUUUGUUUGUUACCAAAAUUUAUUGGAGCCGAUUACAACAUGCUAAAAAUAGUGAUGAUGUUUCCGGUGGUGCCGCGAUGCCACAAUAGGUCACAGUAGUUGACGUCCUUAGCCACCUGUAACAAAAUCCCAAAGACUGAGAGAUACUUCUAAUUUUGAGUCUGUUGAUUAUGGUCUAAGUGAUAGUAGGUCCGGAACCAUUCGUGGGGCUUUCACAGGGAACCAUUAUAAUGGCUAUCAAAUACCACACUAAGACCAGACACCAAAAAGAAUGGGACAGUCUGACGGGUCUAAAGCACUCAAAGCUCUUAAUACAAGGAGUAGACUCCGGUUGGAGCAAAAAGCUAUGGAAACUUAGCAGGAGACAACUCCAAAUUAUAACAGGGGUGUUUACGGGCCAUUAUGGGGUCAAAGGGCUUUUGGCCAGGAUGGGACACUGCGACAACAUCGAUUGUCGAAUGUGUGGUGAAGAGGAAGAGACAGUAACACACCUAAUGUGUGAAUGUCACGCCCUCGCCAGACAAAGAAUGAAGGACUUUGGAGCAGGCUAUCUGGAACGAAAGGAAUUCAAAAGGCUACCCAUAAGCUCCAUCACCCGGCACAUGGAAAUGGUCAAAAAAGCUCUUGAGUAGCUAAUGGAUCUUUCCUUAGGGGACAACUACACAAAAGAUCCCUAUGGGUCGAAGUGUAUCCGCAAGGGCCCCCGAAAAUUAGAAGAUAAGAUAAGAUGGUCUAAGUGAUAAUUAUUAUAAAAAGCAAGAGUAGUCAUUUUCAUGUUAUCACAUUCUUAUUUUUCAAUACAUAUGGUGCUACUUUUCCGCACUAGUGCGUAAAUUAGCACAUUAUGUAACUAUGUCGAAACUUUAAAGAGCCAUAUGUACUGAAAAACGUUGUAAGAUACACGUGCGAAUAGGUAAUUCGCACUUGUAUCGUAAAUAACUAUUUUACUAUGUCACCAUCUCCACCCACCUACUUUCAUUAUAUUAAAAUGAAGGCUGGAAUUAUAUGAGUCUCCGAAAAAUUAAGAAAUCUACUUCCAUUCAAAUUCAGAAGUUUGUCACUAUUCUGUCACUGGGAGAUGCCACAACAACAUGCAUACACGGCACGGGAAAAUUCUCCACAAAGCCUAAAAGGCUGCCACCUUCUAGAAUUCUAGAUGACAUUCGCAGAAGACGUCCGGAGAACUGUGAAUGAUGAUAUUUGUGACAUAUCUAAAUUACCUGUACUCUAGUAUCUUGUUUUAUUUGUUAAGCAAAAUCAUCUGUAGCGUAGUUACUUACCGCCGAUCAAUGCAUUACAAACGCAGCACCACGCUUUCCAGCAUCCCGGAAAAGAACGAAGCAGAAGAGAAAUGGGUUCCGAAGAAGAAACAUGAAGUGUUAAAAGCGAAGUAUAAGUGUUUGAAAAAGCUGUUUCAGAUUUAUGAUGCGAGUGUGAUAGGGAUGUUGCCGAUGCAAGAGGCGUACGCUGCUGGGGACACGGGUGUGGUGGAAGAUACUGAUGAUAUUGGGAGGAAGUCGCGUAAGAGGAAGCGGUCGCAUCGAGUCAAGUUGGACGCGUGUGCUGGGACGUCCGAUCAUGAGAUCCAAACUGCUGUUCAGGUGGACUGUUCGAAAACCAACACAUCCGAGACGGAAUCCUGCACCAAGGCGCCAUCAACAAAGGCCUACGCGGCCACACAAGCGUCCCGAGAAUCGUUGCUGGCCAGCGAACAUGACUGUGGCUGUGCGAAAACCAGCAAUUUGGUGUUCCAGCCUGCCCCGUGUCCCUGUCCCAGGCCAAGAAUGAGUCGCCAACGCAAGCGCACACGCUUCCAAUGCUUCGUGCAGCGCCUGCUCGGGUUUCGGAGCCCCAACCGGCAUCGUUGCCUUGACGACAACACUGUCAGCGAGUGUGACAUCCAUCGUCUGGAGCGUAGGAGGCACCGAAAGAUCAGAUUCCGCCGCGCUCGCCGACCGACUCGCGCGCAGUCUGAGGGCGCGAUGCACACGCCCGCCCACGUCUGUGCGCAGACCGUCCAACGCAACUGCCUCCUCGACACCACGCCGCGCCAGUGCCCUAUCGCCGGCUGCCGGAUGAUGCUAUACGGUAUCAUCAACUACAACGACCACCUCAACCUGUGCCACUUCCCCGACCGCCGCUACGUCUGCCAUUUCUGUCAUGAGGGCUUCGAACGCGACGCAGAUAAGUUGCAGCACGAGAGUGAACAUAUUGGGUUAAACCACCGCCCACCCCUCCCACCCUCUUCGCCCCCUCCAACCAGUCGCUCCGGCAUCACCUGCGUGACUCAAACGGACCCUGAACCCACGAAAGAGCACGAUGAGAAACUUAAGAAGAUCGUCUCGUUCUUCGAUAAGAUCGUCGACUCGACGCAGAUCCUUACUGAUGUUAAGAAGUCUAGGCACUCGGAGAUGCACCUACCUACUAGUAAAACUCCAACGGACACUCAGACCGAAGUGUCGGCUAGCGAUGGACACUCCAAGAUUACCUCGAGCUGCAGCGAUGUCACAGGGAAGAGGCUAACAUACAGCUGUAACGAUCUGAGGCGCAGGAACAAUUACCGCCGCUCGCUAGGCUCCGACGUCAUGUCGCAGUGCUGCUCCGAAAAUUGCAACUUUUGCGGGGAAAAUUUUGAUUACAGCCAAGCCCUGGAGCGCAAAUUUGGCGAGUUUCACUCGUGCGGUGCGCUGCCCGCCCGUCGCCGGGCAGACACACAAGUCACCUCCAGCGUGGCUUCCUCCGUCGUCUUGGAUCAAGCGUCUAGCACCGCGAGCUCUGUGGUCAACUGCAAUGGUGUUCUCUCUCUCACAGAUAACUACGAGGACGCCAAACCAACGCACAAGCCGUCAACCAGCGUAGUCUUCACCGCGUCCGAAUGUAGCAGAAAGGUCAGCACGCGCUCACUGGCCGAUAGAUUCAAGAGCUACAAAUGGGAACCUUGUACUAGGAUCAUACGCGUGUGACCACAUAUCCAAACCGUAGACAAAGGAAUAUAAGGCCUCUCCAAAUGUAGCCGAUAAUCGCGGGCGGGUUGCGUUACGUUGCGGCAUUUAAUCGAUCCAUUUAAGUCGUUAAAUCUACUUUCCUGGCAAUUUAUCUGAAAUUGCAUGUCAUUUGUUGCAACGUUUGUAGAAGCCGAGGCGCGUAGACGUGAUGAAGAUGGCCGCAAAUACAACGGUCCCUUUUAUAAAGCUAUGAAUUUACCCCUGAAAGCUACAAGUAAACGCCUGAUACUUACUUCCUUGACGAAAGACGAGGGGCAUAAAAUUGUCACUUGUAGUUUUAUAAAAUGCGCCCCCGGAAUAGAUAGCGCUGUACCUACUAUCGUCGACGCAGUUAACCACUAUAUGUACAUCAUCAUCACCAUUUUACCCUCCAGGCCUCUCAUCGUGUACGCCACUUAUCCCGCCCCUGAGCUAGUGUCAUCCAGACGUGCCACGCGAUUUUCCGAAUGUCAUCCAUCCAACGAGCCAACGGACGCCAGGCGCGUGUUUCAUCCGAAAGCGGCCACCAAUCCGUCAACAUUUUGGUCCACCUGCCACCUGGCACCACUAUAUCUACACAGUUAACUGACAAUUCGUCAACUUUAUUAACAAGGCAUAAAUAUAACAAUACCAAUGGGCUUGACCCUUUGAAUGCCACACCUAUCGUUUGCGGCGCGCCAUUGUGAACCUUAUCGGAAUGCACGAACGUUGAUAUUGGGCUGGAGUCACGCGUCAGUUGACGUCUUUGGCGGUCAAAGGGUUAAGAGUUUUGCAGUUCCUAAUUGUCAAGCGCUAACAAUUGGCCAGCCCAAAAACGUAUUUCACCGUAUAGCACCAUCUCUUCAGCUGUCUUUGCGGUCACAAUAUUUUGCACUACUUUACGCGUCUUAGUAUUAUUUUG